Molecule: messenger RNA, 3913 nt
Organism: Danio aesculapii
Lineage: Eukaryota; Metazoa; Chordata; Actinopteri; Cypriniformes; Danionidae
Gene: mss51
Product: MSS51 mitochondrial translational activator
Exons: 6
Coding region: 120-1259 (379 amino acids)
Source: RefSeq, a predicted model, not a curated record
GACCCUGAGGAACAUCUCACAGAAUCCUCCAGAAGUCUCCCGCAGGGCCGCGCGGCUAUAAAAGCCCUCAGACCCCCGACAGAGGCUUCACUCCAUCGGUCAAACUCCAACAGUAAACAAUGAACGACUCCAACAGUGUUUCAGGCAAUAAGGCCAACAAACCUGUAAGUUUCCACUCGACAAAGGGGAUGUUUGAGAAAAUGGAGGAAUCAUUUAAAAUAUGUGCGCAGUGUGAAAGACUCCCGUCACAAGUCAAAGGCUCGCUGAAGAGAUGCACACGCUGUCUGAAUGUGUAUUACUGCAGUAAAGAGUGUCAGAAGAAAAACUGGUCUCUGCAUAAACACUACUGCAAUAAACUGCGCAUGGCGGCGGUGGACAGAUGCGUCGAGUGGCUCAUUUAUAAAGGAGACCUUCCUUUCCCUACGGAGGCGUGGUCUCGUCCUGCAAACAAAGUGAGCAGUUGGAGUGAUUGGUUGUCGAUGCAGGGAGAUCUGACGGGCCGUCUGGAGCCCAUCCUAUCAGGGCAGAACAUGACAGACCUCUGGACCAAUGGCUGCAGGCCUCGGCCGGAGGAAGCGGAGCUUCGAGAUUCUGUGUGGAGAGUUUGCAGUGAAUUUCUUUCCAGGCCUCUUACUAUCGGAAUGGGGAUUCGGAUGUUUAAUUUGGACCCAUAUUCACGGCCUCUGACUGUUCAUGUGGUGGGAGCCGCUCAAAAUGAGACCCUUGGAGCCCGAACCACAGAUCUGGAUGAGCUCAGCCACAUGUUCCCAGGGCACCAGGGGCUGGAGGUGGUGAUGGUGGGGCCUGAGGUGGUCCAGGGGCCCAUCAUGAGGCCUCCGCUGAGGGCAUUUGGGCCCCGGGGACGAGUCUACAUCAGCGCCUAUAAGGGCCUCUACCAUGAGUUCUGGGAGGAGAAAGUGGAGAAAGGAGAAGCUGCUAAACCUGAUCUGGUUGUGGGAUUUCAUCCAGGGUUUGAUGGACAGGAAGUGAGUCAGGAUUGGUUGCCGACACUCCUUCUGCUACGAGAUUACAAUGUUCCGACUUUAUUCACCAUGAUCAGUGAAGCGGAGCGUCAGAAUACUCUUCAUAUGUUCAUGGAGCUGGAGAUGUAUGUGAAAGACACCGGCUCGAACCCCUUCAGCUCUCUGAAACCCGAACAAAUGCCAAAAAGCCCCAACAAAUCGCCCAUUUAUGCAAACGCUCACUACAUUUCUUUCCAAGGACUGCUGGAGAUUAAAGAGGAGGAAGAGCAACACUAAUACUGCAUAUUUUACAGUUUUUCUCAGUCUCUUGGCACAUUUCUUAGAUCAGAAAUUCUCAAAACUCCCUGUUCAAUCUACACAUCACUGUGUCACUUGAGCACAUCGAAAAAGCAGUUUCUCGUUGCUUUGAACAAGCGGCAAAUGCUUUGGUAUAUCCAGUUUAAGCAAAUGAUUAUGUAGAAUUCUCUGAUGUUUCCAUCAUUAUCAAUUGAUUAUGUCAUAUUGAUUAAAAUGUAUUAUAAUGGUUUCUGUCUAAAUAGUCUCACCCCCAACAACAUUUAGGCAUUAGUACAUGCAAAAUGGUUAAACAAGUUGUCAUAAUAUUAUGUCAUAAUGCAUUUUAAUACAUUUCAAUUAGACUUUUUUUUCUAAAUCUGUCCUGAAUUGGUAAAUUUCACGCAGGUAUAUCUUGACUUUUUUUCUAAUGAAGGUGCAUCUCAAAGGAGAUUGUCCUAUGUUCAUGUGUAUACACAUUUGUUUUCUUUGUGCUACGCAAUGCAGUGUUUUCCUGUCACUAAAAGCGUAAAUCCGAAAUCUCUUGCACUCAAUCUCCCACAUAAGAUCUAACCAACAAUUUACAAUUAAAACUGUAACAAAAAUCUAAAUUGUAAGCAAAGCUGUAGCCAAAGUUUACAUCAGAACACCUCUUCAGGGUACACUGUUAUAUUGACAACAUGACUAAACAAUUUGACUCUUAUCCACACACAAUUUUUAAUUUUAUAAAGGAUAUCGUCAUGAUCACCAGCGAUCUAGCCUAUGCAGAUUGCUGGAGAAUUACAAAUAUGCUACUUUAAUGAACUACAACUCCCAUCAUGUGCCUCAGACACACCAGUUCCUGAUUCCCCCUGAUUACACACAUACAGCUGGAAGCUCAUGAUGGACUAAUCAGAUGGACCAUAUAAACAGCACACACGCAGACUUUGCAUCUGUCUUUUUCGCCCCGUUUACACCUGAUUAACAUGGGGCUUCAGCGUCAACGCUUGACCGAGGGCGUGUCUGAAGUUGGGGCUGACGCGAUCGUCAUAGCAGCCAGUGAAAUUAGUCUGCAAUCGGCUACUGUCUGAGCUGGUGUAUUUGCAUACAGCGAUCUGAUUGACUGAUGCUUCCGUUGAUGCUUGAAAAAUUGACAAUAUCCCAACUUCUGAAGCGAGCAGCGCCACUGAAGCCGACGGACCCACAAUUCAGUUCGGCAACGACUGACAUCACCCAUUCAAAGGGAGUGGGAAGCAUUGAUGCACCGUGUGAAUGGGCCUUUACACUGCCAGUUAAAUGUGACCCUAUUCUGAUUUUUGCUCAUAUGUAACACAGAUGAGAUCCAUUCUAUGACCAUGUAAACACGAAAAAAAAUGCAUGCUUUUGGAUAUUCAGUGACCGAUUUCAGUCCUCCUUUAUAUGUGGAAAUAAAUCAGAAAAAAAUUGGAUAUGUGACAAUGUGAUUAUCAUUUAGACAGGCAGAUCGAAUUUAUUAAGGCAUUCCGUUUUGUACGUCAUUAAACUUGUGGUCCUCAGAUGGAGCGAUGAUCAGUAUGUGGCUCCCAUUGAUAGCCCCAGCGCACUGUGCCUGACGUCCAAACCCCAGCGGAUUUUGAAACCUCAUAUGACACACGACUUGACAGAACUCGCUCACUAUUAGACACACCGAUGUGCUGCUUAUGCCAAAAGUUCGAUAGCCCGCACCUGUUGCUUUCCACCAGAGCGCAACCCCGACGCACAUCUCCAAAGGCAUGGCCCGACCAAAUGAUGUGUCAUUGUAGGACAGGUAUGUAGACAAGCUUUGACACAGCAUAUCAAAUAUUGGUUUGCUCAUCCUAAAAUUUCGGACCCACUGCUCCUCAUUAAAGUCCGCCACGAUUUGCUCCCACCAGACCUGAGACUUCUCUCGUACCAACAAAUUGAACGGUGGACACCAUUUAUAAACCAUAGGCGCAAACUGCGAUGACGUCCCUCCUCCUCCGCCUCAAAAUCAUUUUAAGUUGGGCGAUCUUCGCAUAUUUCGCAGAGCUAAAAGCACGACAAUUUCUCCCAUCGUGGCUAGUGUGGCGCAGAUGCUAAAUUGUAUGGCAACUGUAAAUCGGAUAUGGGUCACAAUUAAAAGAAUGUGUAAAGGACAGGCAAAAAAAUCAGAUAUAGGCAACAAAUUGGAAUCAAACAAAGACCUGACAGUGUUAAUGUGACCUUUGAGUCUUGUUCCCCUGUUACAUUUCUAAGCGUUUUCCUUGCCUUGUCCUUAUGUAGUUUUUGAUCCUUGCUUUGCUCAUUGUCUUAUGUUGUCUUGCUGCCUGUCCCGACCAUUCACCUGGUUUGCUGACUACGCUUUUGGAUUACCCUCGUGUUACUCUUUGUUUCUGUUUCACCAUUUCCUUCCUGACUAUUCUCUUAAUAAAUCUGCAUGUGGAUCCUCAUCUCUGUUGUCUCAUACCCUUAAGCUACAGAUAUUUAGGAUUCAAGGAUAUUUAUUUUUUAUUUUUGAGAGAUCAACUAAAGGUUUUGAGCAAGAGACUGGAUAUUUUGUAUUUAAUCCAUGGUGGUUUACUAUUUGUUUGAGUUGUUUUAGAAAUGCUCCUACUGUUUUUCAAAUUUCGAGGAUGAUUCGAUAAAUUUGUCUAAGCGACUGAGAAAAACUAUAAUACCAGUUUCAUUUUUAAAGAUAA